GCGCGGGGGCAGCCGGCUGCAGGCUCUGCGGGCGCAGCUCGGGUGCGGGCGAGGGCACGGCAGGCGCAGCGGCCUCUGGACAGCGCGAUGAAUGGAUGCAGGUAACUUCCGGGUCUGCAGACAAGAGGAGAAGAAGAUGAAGGAAGAUUGUCCAACCAGUUCUCACGUGCCCAUCAGCGACAGCAAAUCCAUUCAGAAGUCAGAGCUCUUCAGCCUGCUGAAAACCUACAACUGCUACCAUGAGGGCACCAGCUUUCAGCUGAGACACAGAGAGGAAGAAGGGGCUCUGAUCAUCGAGGGGCUCCUCAGCAUUGCCUGGGGACUCAGGCGGCCCAUCCGGCUCCAGGUGCAGGAUGACCGGGAGCGAGUGCACCUCCCCUCAGCUUCGUGGGCACCUGGACGACCCAGUUGCCACCGAAAGGAGCCACCUCCCCAGGAUGGUGGGGUCACUGCCCAGGAGCCAGGCACUCAGCCAGUGCACAAGGCCGAGAGUUCCAGAGACAGCUCAGGGCCCCUGGAGGAGGACGAGGAGACACCACAGCUGAUGCGCACCAAGAGUGACGCCAGCUGCACGAUCCAGAGGAGGCCCAAGUGCCGCGCGCCCGGCGAGGCCCAGCGCAUCCGGAGACACCGGUUCUCCAUCAACGGGCACUUUUACAAUCACAAGACCUCCGUGUUUACUCCGGCCUAUGGGUCUGUGACCAACGUGAGGGUCAACAGCACCAUGACAACCCCGCAUGUGCUCACCCUGCUGUUGAACAAGUUCAGGGUGGAAGAUGGCCCCAGUGAGUUUGCACUCUACAUCCUUCACGAGUCUGGAGAGCGGACAAAAUUAAAAGACUGCGAGUACCCGCUGAUUUCUAGAAUCCUGCACGGGCCGUGCGAGAAGAUCGUCAAGAUAUUCCUGAUGGAAGCCGACCUGGGCGUGGAGGUGCCCCACGAAGUUGCUCAGUACAUUAAGUUUGAAAUGCCGGUGCUGGACAGUUUUGUUGAAAAAUUAAAAGAAGAGGAGGAAAGAGAAAUAAUGAAACUGACCAUGAAGUUCCAAGCCCUGCGUCUGACGAUGCUGCAGCGCCUGGAGCAGCUGGUAGGGGCUGAGUAGCUGGCCAGGGCCUGCCUCUUCUGAAGGCUCCAGCAGCAGCAGAUGCACCUGAGCCCCAGUGGCUGGGCCCUGGCUGGUCACACUGAUGACGGCCACCCCCUGAGCAAUCUAGCACCUGUGCUUCUGCCUGUCUGAAGCCCAAGUACCACGAGUCCCACAGCCCCAGCUCUCGGCCCUGAAGUGAGCACUCACAGGGAGCAGACCCAGGUCUCCAAGUGGGAUCUGCGUGGCCAGUCCUGUCCGUGCCACACCCUUCCUGCUCAGCAGAGCAGUAGCUGACCCCGUGCCUGGGGCACGGGCUCUAUCGCUUGCUCAGUGCCUGGCCCAGAGCCCCUGCGUGAACCACGAGAUCCCUAAGAUCCCUGUCUGCACUCACGUCAUGCUGCCAUGCAGGAACUCUGCUGGGAAAAGCAGGGACUGCCAGCAGGUAUGGGACAUGCCCUGCUCCCAGCCACUGCCUCCACAGUGUGCCCAGCCUCCAAGCUUCCGACGUCACCCAUGAGCCUUACACAACCUGGCCCCUGGGGGCAGAGGUGACAGCAGGCAUAAGACCACCUUCCCUCUGCAGAAAUCAGUCUUAACUUCAUCUGCAAGACUUGAAGGAAUCCUUAUGAGAAGCUGCAAGAAACACAAUGUGAUCCCAUUGGGGGGUGGUUCACACUACGUUGAAAGGGUGCUGCCCCGGGUGGAUGCCCCGCAGCGACUCUGAAAGGCAGUGCUCAGCCCCACCCCACAGUCCUGUGGACGGCUGUCUGCCUCCUGCCCUCUCUGGGCUUGGAUUCCUCUCCUUUAGUGGGCAAGGGACAACUCUCAGUACUUCUUCUCAAGGGAGAACGAUGAGGAGAAAUGUCUGUUUGGAAGAAAGGGCUUUGAAUUCCCUGGGGCCAGAUACCGAACAAUUUGUGUUUGUCAACGAUGGAGAAUUUCAGGAAUGAAUGAGAAAGCAUUUGCAAAAUUAUGCAACAGUUUACAUCGGUCAUGUGAAGUGUUUGUCCAAGACAAAGCAAACUGAAGACCAAACUCCUCCCACCGGGAUGUACAGAUAGCGGAUUUGUAUAGAGGAUUUAAAGGGAAGAACCAUAAAGGCUUGAGAAGACUGGUGAGAUUCCAUGUCCAAUGUGCAGAGACGCUCCUAUGGUUGCCCAUAAAGAGCAGAGCUUAGGAGCAGCCAGGCCAUGUGGAGCCACUUAUCGGGGUGAACGUCAUACCAGGAUCCCCUGACAUGGCUCCGUUGUCACAGAGACACAGAGAUGCCAGGGGAGGCCUGCCCACUGCCCUAUUGUCUCUGCUCUCGUGUGCCAGUUCCUUAGGUGCUCAAUAAAGGUGUGCUGCAUUGGCCUGAA
This is a messenger RNA of Lemur catta (Ring-tailed lemur), 2445 nucleotides long. It is a transcript of the gene RASSF4, whose product is annotated as Ras association domain family member 4. NCBI's taxonomy places the organism in Eukaryota, Metazoa, Chordata, Mammalia, Primates, Lemuridae. The record is from RefSeq and is a predicted model, not a curated record. The coding region runs from base 92 to 1102 and encodes 336 amino acids. Gene Ontology annotation, biological process: signal transduction. The transcript is spliced from 11 exons.